Molecule: messenger RNA, 1661 nt
Organism: Puccinia graminis f. sp. tritici CRL 75-36-700-3
Lineage: Eukaryota; Fungi; Basidiomycota; Pucciniomycetes; Pucciniales; Pucciniaceae
Exons: 5
Coding region: 49-1296 (415 amino acids)
Biological process (GO): mitotic spindle assembly checkpoint signaling
Cellular component (GO): bub1-bub3 complex; kinetochore; mitotic checkpoint complex
Molecular function (GO): ubiquitin binding
Source: RefSeq, a predicted model, not a curated record
GAGAAGAAAAACCGAAAACCACUUCGAAGGAAACCACAGAGUGGAGAAAUGACUUCAAAGGAUGGGAAGGAGAUCGAACUAAGUCAUCCUGAGGACGCGAUCUCAGCCGUCAAAUUCGACCCCACCAAUCCAGACUUGCUGUUGGUAUCAUCCUGGGACAAGACCGUCAAGCUAUUUAAUCUCUCGAAUAGCCCGCCAACCGAGCCCGCCAGUGUCUACCCGCACCCAUCUGCCGUAUUGGAUGUAUGCUUCGGAGCCGGGAAAAACGCUGGACGAGCUUAUACGGCUAGCUUGGACAGAGGCGUCCGAGAGAUCGACCUUGAGCCGUCUGCUCCCACCUCAAAUUCCAGCUCGAAUGCGAACUCGAAUUCCAGACCGAACCGGGUAAUCUCAACACAUCAAGAUGCAGUACGAUGUGUGCAUUAUUCGUCGGAAUUCGAUAUCCUAAUCAGCGGAUCAUGGGAUCGAUCGGUGGUACUCCAAGACCCCAAAGCCUCCUCAAACAAACAAUACCCCAACCAAAUCUGCAGUCUCACCCUCCCCAAUCUCCCAGCCAAGGUUUAUUGUUUGGAUUCUUCGAAGGAUAAAUUGGUCGUCGCGAUGGGCAAUCGGAGGAUCUGGAUUUGGGAUCUGCCUCAAUUAUCCGAAGCGGUCGAAAAAGUCAAUCAGAUCAAUCAGAAUCCUAAUCUUGCGGCCACCGAAACUGUGGUUCCACCUCCUCCGCUUCAAGAACGUGAAAGCUCAUUGAAAUUCAUGACUCGGUCGAUCAAAUGUAUGCCUCGUGGAGAUGGCUACGCUUCAGGUUCAAUCGAAGGCAGAGUGGCUGUCGAUCUCUUCGAUACUUCAGCUGAAUCUCAGACGAAGAAGUAUGCGUUUAAAUGCCAUCGUCAAGUGAUUGAGGGGAUCGACACAAUUUAUCCGGUGAACGCGUUGGCAUUCCAUCCGACGUUCGGAACGUUUGCGACUGGAGGAGGAGAUGGGAUCGUAUCGAUCUGGGAUUCAGCGGCCAAGAAGCGACUCCGACAGCUGCCGAAGUACCCGGGAUCGAUCACCUCACUAGCCUUCAAUUCGGACGGCAGCAAACUGGCGAUCGCUUGCUCGAUCCUCGAGGAAGAAAACCCAGCCAAUAAUCCGGCCGUUGAGGACGAGCAUUCUAAUGAGAAGGGGGCUGCUAAAGACGCCUCUGCGGCUGAUAAACCUGAUUCUCAAAACAAGAAUAAUUCGCACUUUAAUUCCCUGAAAAAUUGCGUCUUCGUGAGGAUCGUUGUCGAUGAUUGUAAACCUCGAGCAAAGUGAACAAAAUUGAACAUAGUCAGAAAGCAAUUGGAACUUCAUGAUCACUCUCCAAUAUACAUAAAAACAAUGUGAAACAACAGAUGUUGAUUCCCACCAAUAACAAAAGCCAAAGACAAGAAAUCAAAGCAUUUAUCUUCAUUCUUGUGUGGUGAUUGAACUGCUGUGUUGUUUGAAGAGAGAAAUCACUGGUCUUCAAAAAUGACUCCAUUGAUUAGUCUGUACAUACUUGAUCUUCAAAGCAUGGACAUUCCAGAGAUUUUCAACUUAGCUCUAACUGUUUCUAGAUAACCUUGUAGCCAUACAGAAUUCAAUGUUCUGGUUCACAAAAUAACUAUCUCACCUUUUGAUUAAUCAGAAGAUGUUUC